AUGGAAUCGUACCUCCCAGCUAUCCCCUCGGAAGCUCCUCCAUCAUCCGCUCAUUCCGAGGUACCACGACACUCGUCAUUUAGUCCUGAGUUUGGUCUACCAUUUUACACCAGAGGUACGAACACGUAUUACGGUACACCUCGUACUCUACUAGAAGCCCAAUUCCCAGCACAAGAGUCUUUCUCAGAGCGAGCAGCCACUUCUACACCGACCGAGCGUGAACUCGAACAUGAACAUGAAGAUCUUGAACCUGACUUUACUAUCAUCCCGAGAGAUGGGCAUUCGGAGCUCUCAAUCGACUUCAAGGACGAUCAGGACAUUCAUUCGAUAGCAAUUGGUAUUUCAAAGAAAGGACAUCGAGAGGUUAAUGGGAAUGAUACGAUCCAUCCCGACUCACACGCACAAGAUGAAUGUAUUCUCUUUGCCAAGCUAUCUAUGACACCGGGAAUGUUCUGA
Kwoniella botswanensis is the source of this 456-nucleotide messenger RNA. RefSeq lists its product as uncharacterized. The record is from RefSeq and is a predicted model, not a curated record. The coding region runs from base 1 to 456 and encodes 151 amino acids. NCBI's taxonomy places the organism in Eukaryota, Fungi, Basidiomycota, Tremellomycetes, Tremellales, Cryptococcaceae. The transcript has a single exon.